UUGGUCCUCUCUCUGCCGAUUAACGAAGUCUUUUGCUCCAUCACAAAAGUUCUCUCAAGAGCUAAAGAGGCUAAGAGGGAGAAAAUCAAUUCUAUUGAUUCGCGGUUACCGCUACGCUGUCGUCAUGGAUCAAGUGUCUGUUCCCGCUUCUCUUCAUUCGCAAGCCAUGUCUGUUAUUAAGUUUAAUGGGCUUAACUUCAAUGAAUGGUCUGAACAAAUUCAGUUUCACCUUGGUGUUCUGGAUCUUGAUUUGGCGCUCUUAAGUGACAAGCCUGGUGAUCUUAAUGAUGAAAGUACUGCUGAGCAAAAAUCUUUCCAUAAAGCUUGGGAAAGAUCUAACAGACUAAGCCUAAUGUUUAUGCGAAUGGCUGUAGAAAACAACAUCAAGUCCACAUUUAAGAAAACUGAAAAUGCUAAGGAAUUUAUGAAGUAUGUGGAAGAAAGCUCUCAAUCUGACUCAGCUGAUAAGUCACUUGCUGGGACACUAAUGGGUACGUUAACCAAUAUGAAGUUUAAUGGUUCUCGUACCAUGCAUGAGCAUGUCGUCGACAUGACAAACAUAGCAGCAAGAUUGAAGACCAUGGGAAUGGAAGUGAAUGAAAAUUUCCUAGUAACGUUCAUCCUUAAUUCCUUACCUUCGGAGUAUGGCACAUUUCAUGUCAAUUAUAACACUCUGAAGGAUAAAUGGAAUGUGCAUGAAUUACAAAGCAUGCUCAUUCAAGAGGAAGCAAGGCUUAAGAAAUCAGGAGAUCAUUCAGUUAAUCUCGUUGGUCAUAAAGGAGCUGGAAAGAAACCAUGGAAGAAGAAUGGAAAGGUCAAGCAAGGACUGUCAAAGAUCAACCAGUCAUCUGACCAAAUCCACAAGAAGGAAUCAAGCAAGGAUACAUGCCGGUUUUGUAAAAAGGCUGGACACUAUCAAAAGGAUUGCCUGAAGCGUAAGGCAUGGUUCGAAAAGAAAGGGAUUUCUUACGACCCAAACCAUAAGCCAAAAUGAGAAGUUCAUCUUUAUGGGAAAUCGAGUCAAGGCUCCUGUUGAAGCUAUUGGAACUUAUCGUUUAAUUUUAGACACCGGACAUCAUUUAGACCUUUUUCAAACAUUUUAUGUUCCUUCAAUUUCUCGCAA
Vicia villosa (hairy vetch) is the source of this 1123-nucleotide messenger RNA. RefSeq lists its product as uncharacterized. The transcript has 3 exons. Bases 125 to 994 code for a protein of 289 amino acids. NCBI's taxonomy places the organism in Eukaryota, Viridiplantae, Streptophyta, Magnoliopsida, Fabales, Fabaceae. The record is from RefSeq and is a predicted model, not a curated record. Gene Ontology annotation, molecular function: nucleic acid binding; zinc ion binding.